Nematostella vectensis (starlet sea anemone) is the source of this 1324-nucleotide messenger RNA. RefSeq lists its product as uncharacterized. NCBI's taxonomy places the organism in Eukaryota, Metazoa, Cnidaria, Anthozoa, Actiniaria, Edwardsiidae. The record is from RefSeq and is a predicted model, not a curated record. The transcript has 7 exons. Bases 78 to 791 code for a protein of 237 amino acids.
UGACGUAAUGCCAUACUAUUUAUGAGCCUGCCGUACUCGCAUAGACUCAGACGGUGUUUGCUAACUUCACAGACGAAAUGGCUCGGCCAAUAAUCCGAACGUGUUGUUGUUGUGAUCUGCGUACAGGAGCAAUUCUUAUAGCUUUAUUUUCUAUGGGGAUUGCUGGUAUUAAUAUUUACAAUGGAAUGAAAGCUGUUUGGAAUUUAGAAGCAGCUGAAUCCAAAAUUAAACACCAUGGUAUCCAAGAUGACCUACCAAUCCCCUGGAAGUACUAUGAUGAUACUAUCAACCUUGGCUGGUCAAAUGUGGCAUUUUCUGCCUCCAGUAUAUUUGCAGGGAUCGUUUUACUUGUUGGAGCUAUCCAGCGGCAUGUCUGGAAGCUGAAUGCCUGGCUUGUUUGGACAGCAAUUGUUUUGCUCUAUCACCUUGCUGUCUCAAUCUUCUUUCUAUCCAUUUGGAAAGGGGUUCCAUUAUUCAUGUAUGGACUCAUAGUUGAUCUGGUCAUUGCAGUUUACUUUCUCCUUGUUGUGUACUCUUUCAAGCAGCAAAUCCUUGAACAAGAGCAGAAUCCUAAUGCUGGUCUGCAUAUGCAGGGUGUCGUUAUCGCUAUGCCCCCUGGCUCAAAUCCAGCACUAAUGCAGACCUACCCCAGCAACUAUCCAUCACAAUACCCUCCACCAUACAACCAGCUGGGUGCAGGGGCAGUGCCUCCACCCUACUCUACCCAGACGCCACCUCCUUACAACACACAACAAGCUCCAGAGGCACCACAGAAAGUCAGGCUUUAUUGAGCGCAACCAUUUGGCAUCUUAGGGGUUAGUACGUCAUGUAUUCCAUGAACUGGUGCUCCCUAGCCCUAACCAAACAUGAAGUACUGACUACAAGUUAUAGCAUAAAGUACCGACUGUGGGAUCUUACAUGACAGGACAAGAACAUUUGUUCGCUUUAUUCAGGGGAUAGCAUAGGGUCCCCUAUAUUCCAUUAAUAAAUGUGUGGUAGGUGCAUGCAUUUAAAGAGGUUCCUUGUUUAGUGGGUUAGAGCAGGGCUCUGAGACACAAGUAUGGGUAUUUUGGGAAAUAAUGUGAAACCUGGAGAUUCACCAUAGCACCUUUUUAAAAUUUGCACGUUAAGUUUUUAAUAUUAAAAGUGAACAUCUUUGAAAAGAUAUCCUUUAGAAUAUCUCAGAAAAGUCAAAUUAAUUAAAGAUUGCUGAACCAAAAAAAAUUUUGUAAAAAGGAGGAUAGCAAAAUUAUUUAGCAUGAAACUGUAAAAUUUUCAGUUCAACUGUCGAACUUAUAUUGUAAAUAAAGUAAUCAACAUUUUA